Molecule: messenger RNA, 1700 nt
Organism: Harpegnathos saltator (Jerdon's jumping ant)
Lineage: Eukaryota; Metazoa; Arthropoda; Insecta; Hymenoptera; Formicidae
Product: cation-dependent mannose-6-phosphate receptor
Exons: 5
Coding region: 66-803 (245 amino acids)
Cellular component (GO): trans-Golgi network
Source: RefSeq, a predicted model, not a curated record
GUUAUCAUUUGUACAAGUGACAGAUCCGUUGAUGGGGACGAAACGACAACAAAACUCGGUGGAAGAUGUGCAGUCGUAAUGGAACCUUGUUCAUAUUGGUGUUAUUUCUGAUGUUAUUCUACGACAGCACGUCGUUGGAAUGUACACAAUUGGGGCCUUGUAUCUGCCGUUUGCCGAACGGCUAUUAUUAUAAUUUGACCAGCCUUGCUGAUAAAGAGAUACUUGAAGAUGAGAAAUUCAACUUGAGAGUUUAUUUCCAGCCAUGCAAGGAUAUAUCAAUUUUUAUUAAUGAGAGUGAUGUAUGUUCCAGUGGAAGUGGAGUUUCGCUUUGUAUGUACAAUAUGACUAGUAAUAUAACAACAAAUCUUGGAACAAUUCGUGAUACUCAAAUGAAGUUACUAAACAGUGGCAAUAAUGAAUUUCCAGUGUUUGAAAUUCACCACAAUAAUGUUACAUCAAUCAUAAAUAUUUUAUGUGUCACCGAUAGUGACAUAAAUUUUACAAUAGGUAAAAUUUCUCACGAUACUGAAAAAUAUUAUUUUAAUCUGGUGUCACCAUAUGGAUGUAAAAAGGAGCCACAAUACAGAGGUUUGUCUACUGGCUCUGUUUUGGUUAUCUUGUUCUUCACUUUUGCUGGAAUGUAUCUGAUUGCUGGUGCUAUAAUAUUGAAGACACUGAGAGGAGCAACAGGUUGGGAAAUGCUACCGAAUCAUGACUUCUGGUGCGAGCUUCCUUCGUUAGUCAGGGAUGGCGUCGUCUUCACCUUCAAUUGUUGUCGGGCAAACAGUUACGAGAGAAUAUAAGAUCUUUAUCGUCAUUUAAUAUUUAUUAAAUGCACGAUCUUGUUAAAUUUUAGUACGUUAUAGAUAAUAGACAUUUGUAUUCUGAAUAUUUUUUUUACUUUCGUUUUCGUUCAUUUCUUGUAUCAUUACGUAAUAUUUCUAUUUAUGUCUUCUUGUAUUUAUACUGCGGUUGAUAAGAUAGGUAUUCUUCUGUGAAGCAGUGUAUCUUAAUUUUUUAAAUUGCCCGUAAUCAAUUUAUUGGUUAUCAAUUUCCAUAUCAUCUUAUUAGUAGCUUUUGCUUUUUUAGUUCCUUUUUUUUGUUAGCACAGUUUAGAGAAAAGCACAAUAUUGUACAUAUAUAUGCAUAUAUUCAAAUAUUGUGAUAUUCUAUUGCGCUAUUGCCACGUGCCAAUGUUGUGUUUUUAAGUCCUUAGAAGCAUAUAGAGAUGUUUUAAUUUAAUUAUAUGCAAAUUUGCUCUAACGUUGCAAACCAAACAUUCGAUUGCAAGGAAACAUGACUGUAAGACCAAAGAACUCGAUGAUUCUCUCGGAUACUACGUUUGUCCGCCGGUAAACAGGAAACGAUGGUGAAAAUGAUCAUUAAUAAUUCCAAACCGAUGUAACUGAUAUGUGUAUUAUCAUGUUUGUAAGAUUACAUAUAUUUCGACAUCGGAAGAGCCUCUACGCUGGAGAAUCGGCCAUUUUCACGAAUAUACUAUUUUUCGAUGAGCUACAAAUAUUAUAUUUUUUAUAACUUUUUAAUCAACUUACGAGGCACUUACGAGGCGAGAUUCGACUCUUUCUAUGACUAGAAUAGUUGUUCCCUUUUGUACAGGAGAGAGACUCUUCGUUUGUAGACAUAGGAGCUUAUGGAAUGGGCUCUUCCGGUGUAGGUAACACAAAUUGAAUUGGAACCAG